This is a messenger RNA of Platichthys flesus (European flounder), 6503 nucleotides long. It is a transcript of the gene arhgef1, whose product is annotated as Rho guanine nucleotide exchange factor (GEF) 1b. NCBI's taxonomy places the organism in Eukaryota, Metazoa, Chordata, Actinopteri, Pleuronectiformes, Pleuronectidae. The record is from RefSeq and is a predicted model, not a curated record. Gene Ontology annotation, biological process: G protein-coupled receptor signaling pathway; intracellular signal transduction. Gene Ontology annotation, molecular function: guanyl-nucleotide exchange factor activity; G protein-coupled receptor binding. Gene Ontology annotation, cellular component: cytoplasm. Bases 78 to 3305 code for a protein of 1075 amino acids. The transcript has 31 exons.
UUACCACAUUCUCCUCUGACAGUCACCAUCAUAUCAUCAUCACAGGAGCGACACGUGUGGUCUCCUCAGAUUGCGGCAUGGACCCUGAAGAUGCCCACUGGGGGGGUGUGUUUGGGGCUCAGUGCUCUAACCCAGCCAUGAGCAUCAUCGGGGCUGAAGAUGAGGAUUUCGAGAAUGAUCUGAAUGAUACGCCGGAGGACCAGGAUUUACGCUUUAACAGCAUAGAGCAGUUGAAGGAUCGGCCGACACACCUGCUGGUCUUCAUGCAACAUGUGUUUCUACAGUUUGACCCUGCUCCCAUGCUCUGUUACCUCCAUGCCGAAAUCUUCAAGACCCUCAGUGCCAAAGAGACCAAGAAGCAAUUUGUGGAGUUCUACAACACCUUCUUGGACAAGGGUGCAGUUCUUAGAGUGUCAGUACCAGCUAAUGUAUCCAGUGAAUUGGACCGAACUCGUCCAGAUCUGCUCUCCGAGGAAACCCAAAAACGCUUCGCUCAGGAUGUUCAAAGCGCGCAGGCGUCUGAGGUGGCCAAACAGCUCGAAGACUUCAGGCAGAAGAGGAUGAUGGGUAUGACCCCCAACGAGGCCGAGCUGCUCGAUGUGGAUAACCACUAUCCCACCGACCGCGUUCCGAUGGAGAUGAAGGAGAAGUCUGUGGCCGAGAACCUGCUGGACAAGAUGUCUGAGACACAACCAACGAUCGUCUCGGACGAAGAAAAAUGCCAAUCCAUCUUCUCAGCGGUCGCCUACUACAUGAAGCACCUGGGGGUUAAAAACAGAGCCGCCGACAGUAAGAAGUCCAGAGGAGGCUUCUUCAGGAGGCAGCUGGUGAAGAAUAAGAAGGAUGAGUCCACAAAAGGCAAGCCGAGGGGGGUGUUUCCUGGCAUCCCCAGCUGGAUUGCAGGCAACACUGAGGUCAAACCUAAAAUGGAGGCUGAAGCUGAAAAGGAUAAAGUGAAUCAGGAGCGUAAGGGUCCAGCUCCCGGCAGAGGCUCCGUGACCGAAGCCCCAAUCCUUUCCCUCCCCAGCAGGAAGUCGGGUUCCAGUGGAAGCACUGCGUCUGUACCUGGGCUCGAAGUCGGUGACGGCUCAGGCGGCAGCAUCAGCACCGCCAACAGCCCAGAUUUGUCUAACACUGAUGGCCUCUCAAGCAAUCGCUUAGAGCCUCCGACUCUGUUGUGUACCCUUACGGGAUCGGAUCUGUCCCCCGUCGGACUCGGGGGUGGGUUGACCAUUGGGGAGCCUGUCUCCCCCAGCGACACUCCCACAGAGGAGAAUCUGGAGAAAGACAGUAGGAAAGUGACUCGUAGCGAGAGUGCUCGCGUGGACCGGCACUCAUCCCGUCGCCGUGGCUCUUCCCGGGCCAAACAGUCCCGCUCCCGUAGUGAUGUGGACCUCCAGCCGCCUUCCUCCGCAACAUCACCUGCUCCGCUCACUCCCCACCACCAUCCUUUCGAAGGACCACUUUUAUUUCCUGAAGGGCCUGGCCACUCCCCAACCAGCCCCACCCCGCAGCUGGAGGAGGUGGAGCCGCGCCUCCUGGAAUUUGAGCACGACCCUACCAACUGGAGGGAGCUGGCCUCCCCUGAGGGUCUGUCCCGCCUUAGCAAGAAGGAGACCAAGAGGCAGGAGGUCAUCAACGAGUUGUUUGCGACGGAGCACGCCCAUGUGAGGAUGUUAAGCGUUCUUCAGAUGGUUUUCUCAAAGCCUCUGGAGAGAGAGGAGCUCCUGAGCUCCACUGAGCUGGCCACCAUCUUCCCCAACUUGGACGAGAUCAUUGAAAUGCACUAUAACUUCUAUGAGAGCUUGAAAAAACUGCGUUUGGACGACAACUUCAUAAUCAAAUCCAUCAGCACCACAGUGCUCAACAGGUUUGGUGGCCCAGAGGGGGAUUGGUUCCAGAAGUUGACAUCUCGGUUCUGCAGUCACCAGUCGUGGGCCUUGGACCAGAUCAAGAGCAGGCAGAAAAAAGAGACGCGCUUCAACUCCUUCAUACAGGAGGCAGAGAGUAAGCCUCAGUGCCGCAGGCUUCAACUCAAGGACAUCAUUCCUAUAGAGAUGCAGAGACUGACCAAGUAUCCAUUACUUCUGGAGAAUAUUGCCAAGAACACAGAGGACCUGAAGGAGAAGGACAGGAUCCAGCAGAGCGCAGAGUGCUGCAGAAAGAUCCUCAACCAUGUCAAUGAGGAGGUCAAAGUGAUGGAGAACCUAUUUGCUUUAAAGGACUAUCAGCGUAGAUUGGACACGUCAGGGCUCAAACCAAGUAACGAGCUUUACACAGAAUAUAAGAACAUCGACCUGACUCAGAAGAAGAUGCUUUAUGAGGGUCCUCUGACCUGGAAAGUCACAAAAGAGAAGGGAAUUGAGGUGCAGUGUGUGCUGCUCGGCGACCUGCUGGUGCUCCUCCAGAGGCAGGACGACAAGAUGGUCCUCAAGUGCCAGAGCAAGAGCAACAUCGCCGUGCAGGAGGGCAAGCAGAUGCUGAGCCCCAUCAUCAAGCUCGACUCUGUCUUUCUCCGUGAGGUGGCCACAGAUCGAAAGGCCUUCUACGUGAUAUUUACCUGGGAAAGCGGUGCUCAGAUCUAUGAACUGGUGGCUCAGUCUGUCGGAGAGAUGAGGACCUGGACCGAUGUGAUAAAGACAGCAGUGGAUGAUCUGAAGAAGGGCGGAGCACCCAUGAGGUUGAAUCUGCCUCUUGGAAGUGGAGGAGCUCCCUUCAGUCCCUCCACGCUGACUGCCCCUCUGAGCCCGACGGAGAAUGGAGGCUUGAAAAGCAGCAGUGAUCGAGAUAAGGACAGCCUGACGGAUGACAAGUCCUCAGACCCCAGGCACAGGCUGAUUGAUUUCCUGUCAGACGAAGGCUUUGACUUGAUAGGCCACUCCAACAGUGAUCAGGAGAAGGUUGCCAACAGUGCUUUGGAUGAAGUCAUGUCGCUGAAAAGGCUUCUGGUCGGCAGCAUCAGUCUGUCGGAGGAGGACUCGCAGCCUGAGGAGGAAAGCGGAGAGGAGCCUUCGCCCAGUCCAGAAGUGGAGAGCUGUCAAUCAACAGAAAAAAACCAGACGACAGAGAGAGGGGCGGAAGAGGAGAACGGUGAGAAUUCUGAAAGAGAAAAUGCGGAGACGAAAGGAGAGGACGAGAGGAGCAUAAGCGCGCCGCUGGUGUUGUCCCAGGAGAGGAUGGAGGAAGUGUGCAGGAGGCUCCACAGUGUGGAGGAACAUCUAAAGAGAUUACAGACUGUUGAGGAGCGACACGACCGCUUGCAGGAGGCUCUUUCCAGGUUCUCGCUGGAGGGUGGUAACUUCUAGCGAGACACCAUCACGCCACCUGCUGGCCACUAGAUUUUCACUGGUGCUGGUUUGGAGUGCAAGAGUGACUUUCAAAGGCUUCCCUGGAAAUUCCAAAACUUCCAGAAGUCAUGCCUGGACCCACGCUGCCUUAUUUGUUUGUGUCCCAGCUGUUUACGGCCGAGCGGGAAGUUUUCUGCCUGACGAGAGGGGGAGGGGGGGGGGGGGGGGCUCUGUGCUCUGUGCUGUGUGCAGUGGUUCAAUGGCAGAACAUGGGAGGUGUGUGCAUGUGUGUCUGUGUAUUUGCGUGCAUGCUUGGUAGAGAGGUAUACAAAGAGAAAACAAAAAAAACAAAAAAGACAUCCUACUUUUGAGUGGGAAGCUGCAUUUGCAGAGAGGGGUGCCAAAACAGAAGCAAUACUUUGCCGUGAGAGAGGGACGCUCCCUGACAAAUUGUACAGAUCACGUUUUGCUGUAACACACAUACGCACACAAAGACACGCAGGCUCCAAAAACAAUUCACACUGAUGCCAAACGCAGAUGCACAGUAAACAAUAUGUUUCCUUGCCAAUUUAGCUGCACCAGUUCGGAAGCCUUGCAGGGCCAAUGCGACGUUUGAAGAUGUAUUGAAAUACUACUGCUGAUAUAUAGUGUUAUUUCUACUCUAUGCCAAAGUUACACAAAGAUGCACUUUCUCCUCUGAUCAAAUCAAUUUGACACAUUGUUUUCUGCUGGUGGGCUUCGAGUAGGACGCCCUCAUGCAUGCCAGGACGUGUGUGUCUCUGUGUGUGUGUGUGUGUUAGAGCUUUUUAAUUCAGGAGGUGCUUUUUCUGGAGGGUUCUUACUGUAAUUAGGUCACAAAUGCAACCAUUUAUGAAUAGAGUCACUAUUGGUAAUCAUGCUGUUAAUAAUGGAGACUUGUUUGUAUGUAUGUAUCGGCUUUUUUUUCUUUUUUUUUAAUUUAUUCUUUCUUCUGAGUCCUGUCAGGUCAGUGAGUCGCCUCGCCCGGGUAGAGCUGUUACAGCAACCGGGCCCAAAAGACAAAGCAAUGUGUCAGGGACGAGAGGAAACAUAGGAAGGCAAACUGAGAAUGUGUCACUAAAAGAUGGAGAGAAGAUGAGAAGAUGAGAAGAGGGAGAGAGAGUUCAGAGGUUGUUUGUUGCUUUGGUUCAUCUGAAACCAGCUUAGACGGUCAGGAGAAGACGAAUAGAAAACAGGAGAUUAGGAUUUGCACUUACUGUACUGAAGAGAAAUCUUGACUCACGUUCACACACACACACACACACACAUUUGUGACUUCAGAUUAUACAUUUUAUUACAUUACGUAAAUUUACAAAAACACAACAUUCUUCCCUGGUAGCAAUAUUUGUAUCAAAAUUGAGCUCAGUCUUUGUGUUUUAUCAAGCAGAUGAUUGUUAUUAUGAUCAUGAUGAUAUCAUUUCGAAGCGGGGGCAGAACACAGGACCAAAGACUCACACAAGCUGUAAUCUUCUUAAUGACAUCUGUUGGAUCUGUGUGUUAGCCCGUCACUCCGCUGCUUCUCCUCUCCCCCGACCUCAGAAGGUGAAGGGAUUUCAGAAGCACAAAGGGGAACAAAGGAUUGGUCGUUGGUUAUCCAUUCUUUAAUGUAUGUGUAUGAAAAUAAUGAGAAAAGAUGCUUUGCGCCUCACGACCAAACUGAAUCUGUAAAUCCCAGAGGUCUUGCUCGAGUGAAUGUCUUCACCUCAGCGUCUGUGUGUGUGUGUGCGUGUGUCAGUCAGUGUGUAACUGUCACCAGUUGUUGUCUUUCUGUCCUCGAUACGAAACCCUGUCGACACUUCUGGUGCUAAAUUGAACACAUGGGACUUGAUCCAGCAGCAGAAAGACGAGACGGUGAAGCCAGAUGAAGAGGAAACGCUGAGAGUCUAUUGGAAAGGAGGACGACGACAAUUUUUAUUCCAGCGCCGUCGUAUUCUUCUUUUCUGUGCUACGAUAACUUCCUGAUUCGCAGCCUCAUCGUUGUUGCCACUGCAAAAAAUCCUCCUGUGUGACCUGAGUAUGAAAUUGUGCUGUGUGUGAUGAUGGGUCCAUUAGUCACUUGAGCAUCACAAACUGUUAGAACAUAAGCGCCAGCUCUCCCUGUGUCUUCCUCAUAGAAAUUGUAUAUAACUGAUAUUUUGAAGGAGAAAAAUGUAGAGAAAGUAUAAAUUAGAUGACCCCCCCCCCCCCCCCCUCAUUUUGUUCAUUAAGCUUAUUAGUGACAUACACCUCUUUAUAACACGCUCACCUCUCUUGAUAGCAUGGUCACCUAUUCCUACCACACAGAUCUUCCAUACGAUGUGUAUUUCAUUCGAUGUACUUAAACGGGUCGGGGAGGUUUUUGUUACUGUUUUUUUUUUUUUGUUUUCAUUGUUUUUGAAAGCAGCUUUUGUAAGUGUGUGUGUAUAUAUAUAUAUAUAUAUACACUAUGCAUUUAGCUGUAACGGUGAGAGAGACAGGACCUGUCUGUAACGCGUCUCUACUUGAGCAAAUUGAACUACGAUGCAAAUGCGUUUCCGCUCUGCUUAUGAGUGGGACCCUGCUUAUAAAGAGAUGAUCUCAACCAGGGAGGUUUCUUUAACCGUUAAACUGCAGGUGGAACGUCUUCGCUCUUCACCGGCCGAACGACUACUACAGGCACUUCUCGAUCUCUCUCUCUGUCUCUUUUCCUGAUGAUUUUCCUCAUGUAUUCGACAUACAAAUACCUAGAUGUAUAGAAAAUGUAUUUAUAGAGUGGUGCCUUGUUCUGACAAGGCACCACUUGGUUCUCAAAGGGCUCUCGAGUCCACAAACACACUCACUGUCGCUCCGGUCAACUGUCUGGACGAUGAAAGACCAAUUAGCGUUGAGGGAUCAUCCCAGGAUUCUGAUUGGUUGGCUGCAGGGUUUGGAGCCCAGCCUUUACAUCAUGCUGUGUUUGUGUCCAUCUCAGUUACAGCAAUGAGAUCUGAGCCCUCCAGUGUUGCCUUGUACAGAAAAAGACACUGCUUCCUGUCAUGUAGGCAACUGCCCGCUCACCUAUAUAUAUAUAUAUAUAUAUACAAUGAAUAUGCAAGAACUAUACUGUGUAUUUGGGUUUUUGAUUUUUAUUGUGCAAGAGGCUCUUUAAUGAUGUAAACUUAAGGAAAAUUGUGGUACGUUUGCUUUUUUUUAAUUCGUAAUGUUUUUAAAUAAAUUGGGGAAAUAAAAACCUGUUUCGUU